Messenger RNA from Siniperca chuatsi (mandarin fish), 4792 nucleotides. Its product is annotated as zinc finger protein 134-like. Bases 140 to 2278 code for a protein of 712 amino acids. The record is from RefSeq and is a predicted model, not a curated record. Gene Ontology annotation, molecular function: RNA polymerase II cis-regulatory region sequence-specific DNA binding; DNA-binding transcription activator activity, RNA polymerase II-specific. Gene Ontology annotation, biological process: regulation of transcription by RNA polymerase II. The transcript has 11 exons. Gene Ontology annotation, cellular component: nucleus. NCBI's taxonomy places the organism in Eukaryota, Metazoa, Chordata, Actinopteri, Centrarchiformes, Sinipercidae.
UGUUCCUGCAAUAGCGGAGGCUGCAGUUUCAGGACCGCAUUUCUAGGACCGCAUUUCUAGGACCCUAGGUUUUCGUGACACUGCCGCCCAAGGACCGCAUUUCUAGGACACAUCCACACACGUGGACGACAGUCAAAGUAUGCAUGUAACAAUCCAAGAAGGGAGCUCCUUGCCCGAAUUGAAAAGAUGCACCACAUGCUGCAAGGACUAUCACUGCCCGUUCUGUAGCUCAACUUUGUUCCACCCAACAAAGCUGAGCAAGGUCAGAACCCAUUUAGAGAGCCAUUUCAACCGUGCAGUUCUCCAUGAAGGGUAUACCAUUCACAGAUGUGGGUUAGAUUGCCGACCACAAUGGCAUUACCACUGUAUCCACUGCCAGUCAAUGCUGUCACGUAAACCGGACUUCAUUAAACACCUGUCUUUGUGCAAGGAGAAGCACCCUGCCAUAACCCCCUCCAUCCAUGGAUGGAGCGAUGUGGAGGGUUGGAUGGAUGUGGUGGAGGGAUGGAGGAGUGGAGAUCCUCAUCUCCCUCUGUCAUCCCUGCGCCUGCUGGUUCCACCACUGAGGUUGAUGUCAGCCUGUAUGUGGCAGGUGGCCCAGGAGCGAAAUGUAGACCAGUAUGACAAACUGGCUGAAUUCAUCACAUUAGUGACAGAGAUGGUCCCAGAGCUUCUGAACUACAAACAGAGGACUCAGCUCAUCCUUGGACUGAGAGCGCGGAUAAUUUUGGAAUUUCUAAAGAAGGUGGAUCCCGUUGACUGUAAUGCUAUCCAGGAACACCUCAAACUUUUCCAAAAGAGUACAACAAACUGCAAGGAGGAGGAGGAGGAGGAGGAGGAUCAAGAUGGAGAGGUGGAGAUAUCAAAGUUGGCAUUUGUGGAGUUGGUUCAGACAUUACUCAGUGACAAAUAUGAAAAGGAUAAAUUUCUCCAGGAGGUAUUCCCAGCACUGUAUGGAGCCCGUUUUGAUACAGUGUUGCAGAUCCUGGUGUGGGAGUUCUUCUACCGACUGGAAGAGUUUCUCCCAGUACCAAGUUUCUCUAAGGUAUCCUCCGUGUUUGACCUGUCCUCCUCUGACUUCCAGUUUGAGCAGUUUGUCUCUGAUCAUGACGAUCUGAGGAAGAUUCUACAGCAUCAAAAGCAACGACAAAAGUUGACUAAAAGUGAAUUCUCCUUCAUGUCGGACACUAUCCUGUCCACACUUGCAUCUAAACAGGCGUCAGUGGCAUCAGAUCACACUGAUAGUUUAAGGGAUGGAAAAGGUGGUGACUGCAGUGAUGUAGAGACUGACGACAGUUCCACUGAACCUGAUCCAUCAAACUCGCAGUUGCAGGAGAGAGGAAAGUCACCGCCCCCUUCCUCUCCAUGUUCUGAAGAAGCUGGCGUGGCAGAUCAUGCCAUCAGCUUAGUCCGUCAAAGCACCUGUUGUUCCCCACCAGGUGUUUACGAGACACAAGUGACACUCCUGGAGCAAACCUCAGAGGAGCCUGCAGCGGACAGUACCAGAGUCCAGGAGCGUUGUAGCGCUGGAGAAUUCAAGUUUGAAAACUUGCAUUCCAAUGCAGAGGAAACCGAAAACCUCACCUGUCCUGCGUGCCGUAAGAGUUUUAGGAAACCAAUAACGCUAAGACGUCAUCUAAGAGCUGAACACCCAACACUCAUGCAGCUGCACCGCUGUGACAAAUGCGAGAAGACUUUCCAGACAAAGCGUCGUCUAGAGCAGCACCUUCAAGCUCAUGCUGAAGUGAAACCGUACGUUUGUUCCUAUUGCGGCAAAGGGCUUCCAUGCCCAAAAGUGCUGAAAACUCAUUUGCGUCUUCACACUGGGGAACGUCCAUAUGCCUGUAAGUUUUGUGAUAAGAAGUUCGACCAGCCGUACUCGCUGACGCAGCACGUCAGAUUGCACAAAGGGGAGAAGCCGUACCUGUGUAGUGAAUGUGGAAGAGCCUUUUCCAACUCCAGUGCUUUUCUGAUCCAUUCACGGCAGCACACAGGUGAAAGACCAUAUCACUGCAAGGACUGUGGAAAAAAAUACAUCACACUGCAAAGGCUUAAAGUCCAUCAACGAAUUCACACAGACGAGCGUCCAUUUCCCUGCCCCCAGUGUGGCAAGUGUUUCCGUUGCCAAUCGGGGCUCGCUAAACACCAUCGAAUUCACACUGGAGAAAGACCUUAUAAAUGUGUUGCGUGUGACAAAAGAUUUUACACGUCACACAACCUGAAAAUACAUUUGCGAAGUCACAAGUUGACAAGACAAGCUAAAGCAUCUACAGAGUGAUCUUUUUGGUAUGGGCCCGAUAACUUUACCUGCUCUCUGAUAUGUGGGAUAUUUGAACAUCUGAACGUUUGAACAGUUCAAGUUUGUGUUUGCAUCUGGUAAGUUAUAUAGUAUGGAAAUAAAUGUUGUUGCCCCAAUCUUCAGAUUCAUCGUCCCAACAGUCAACAAGGUCUGCACACUGAAGACACUGCAACCCUUUGCCCCAUCCACUGUACGCUGACUGCACAUCUGGAUAUUUAUAGCAUUGUAUACAGCAGUUUGAACGUGGUACCGUACAUAUGCGUGUGACCUGCAGAGUUCAGUAAUAAUUUCUGCUAUAAUUGCUGGUUUUUUGUCCAAUAAGGAAUGUCACUUUUUAUUGUCUUGCUGCAUAUGAAUAGUUUUUGUAUACCUUGGGCAAUUUACUGUCUAGACUUUGCAAGUGAACUUUGAAUGUCACUGAAUAAAAUAAUUGUUAUCAGGCUUAAAAUGUUAUGGCCUAUUUGAGUGUAAUUCCUGUUCUUCUCCAGACUGGAAGAGUUCCUCCCAGUACCAAGUUUUUCACCCCUAGGGGUAACUGAGCAAUUAAUGCUUUCAUUUAUAUCCAUUAGAGAGAUUUAACAUCCUUAUAUGUACAGUAUGGGAUUAAUGGAAGAAAAUACAGUUUCCUGAUGUGUUAAAACGCUUGAUAUUUCAGUGCUAUUGAAAGUCUCUGUUCUGUCUUUUCAACAUGAACGUUUCCUUUUCAUCAGGACAAUUCUCCAUGUCAGACACCAUCCCGUCACACACUCGCGUGUAAAAAAACCUCACCGGCAUGUGAAGAUCAAGUUGAUCAUAUGAUGGAUGAGAACAAAUACAGGACUGAGAAAUCACUGCGAGGAAAUAAGGAACAGAAGACUGAAGCGAGGAAACAAUUGUACUGUAGAAGACUGCUGUCAGGAUGAUGGAGAGACUGACGACGGCUUCAAUGAAACUGGGGGCCAUCACCACUCACUUCCUCUCUGUGUCCUGUAGAAGGCACAUGGCAGGUGACAGUGGUUGGCAUCUCUUCCAUUGUGGGCCUACAUUAUUUUCUGGAUAACACAAAGACGUUAGAGAAGCAAACUGACUUGUUUUUGAAUAAAGUAUGUUAUCUUUCCAUUUCUUCUCUCAAAACUGAAAGGGUGUGGAAGGGAGACUGAAAUUCACAAUAUGCCUUGGAAAAAAAUCAUUCUUCAGUCAAAGUGCAAGUCCAGAGAUUUUCAUGUAUGUGACGGACUGUCUGACCCUCUUCCACUGGCCAUGUUUGGUAUAAACAGAGGGGUAUUGUGGCCACUAUGUUUGCCUUGUGUUGGGAAAAACUAGCUUUGAGUAUAGCUUGUUCUCAACUCUGAUACUCUUACACAGCUAGAGCAUGAUGCUGUCCACUCUUCACCAAGCCCUCUGGGAAAAAUUAUCAUGUUUACAACUUGCAAGCGUUCAUGUAAUUAGAUAAUGCAAGAUGGUAUCAAUUAAAUUUGGGUUAAACUUCCUUGAACGACAGACUUUGGCUGACGUGAGGCACCCAUGUUUGUUUGGUUUUCAGGCUCUUCAGUAUUUCUAAAUCGUUGAAUAUUGCCUAGAGCGGAAUCCGCAAAGGCUUGACUGUGAAGUCACACAACUCUAGAGGCUGCAACUAACUGGUCAGUUGCUUGGUCUGUUAAAUGUCUUGGUGAUGUUUUCAAAUUGUUAUGGCUGACCAACAGUCCAAAACUCUAUGAUGAAUGUCAAUUUAUAGUGAUACAAAACAGAGAAAGGCAGCAAAUCCUCACAUUUUAGAAGCUAGAACUGGAACAAAAUUGUGCUGACUAUAUUUUUCUUUCUUGAAAGCAAAUAACAGGGACAAAAUCUUCACAUGGCAUGUAGAUUGAGCGAGUUUAUCCCUAAUUCUCCUGUUUCCUGUUGGCAGAAACAGCUGCCAGAUGCUCAGAAAGUGAAUGAACAUCUGGAUCUGAGCAGACGCAAGGAGCCAUUGAAAGAGGAUGUGAUUUAGUGUUCUACAGGAGCUGUCUGUCCCAUUCAGCACGAAACCAAAGCACAAGAGAGAGCGCAGAUGAACACACCUGCUGGGAAAGUGGGAAGACGUUCAAAUCACUGGACCUCUUGAAAGGACAGCAAUGUGUUCACUUUUUGAAGCGGCCAAUCCAGCGCAACAACUGUGACUAAACAGAGAAAAACCUGAAGCAGCGUCACAUUGUUCACUCAGCAACACUAAGCAUGCGCAUGAGGACACACAGGAGAGAAACCGCAGCAGUGUCUCUAUUGUCACGAGAUGUUUUCCCAAAAAUCCAACAUAAAAGUGCAUCUAUUGCAUCAUCUGAUGUGACAGAUUAAAGCCUAGUUCAUUUCUUAUUCAGGACAAGCUGUUAAUGUGUCUUCAUAUCACAAAAUAACUACAAAUCAAAUGUUGCAGCUCAAACAAAUAUGGAAAUGGUGCUACUGUAACAAGGGCUAAGGUGUACACAUCCAUACCAGGCAUUUAAAUUUCAUAAUAAACUAUGAAAAUGGCUCGUCUUA